AUGAGUUCCCACCAGCAGAAGCAGCCCUGCACCCUCCCAGCUCAGCUCCAGCAGCACCAGGUGAAGCAGCCUUGCCAGCCUCCACCCCAGGAGCCAUGUGUCCCCAAAACCAAGGAGCCCUGCCACACCAAGCCUGAGCCUUGCCAUCCUAAGGUGCCAGAGCCCUGCCAGUCUAAGAUGCCAGAGCCCUGCCAUCCUAAGGCUCCAGAGCCCUGCCAGUCUAAGAUGCCAGAGCCCUGCCACCCCAAAGUGCCUGAGCCCUGCCAGCCCAGCGUUCCAGAGCCCUGCCAGCCUAAGAUGCCUGUGCCCUGCCAUCCUAAGGCUCCAGAGCCCUGCCAACCUAAGAUGCCUGAGCCCUGCCAUCCUAAGGCUCCAGAGCCCUGCCAACCUAAGAUGCCUGAGCCCUGCCAUCCUAAGGCUCCAGAGCCCUGCCCCUCAACUAUCACCCCAGCACCAGCUCAGCAGAAGACAGCCCAGAAGUAA
This is a messenger RNA of Octodon degus (degu), 483 nucleotides long. Its product is annotated as cornifin alpha-like. Bases 1 to 483 code for a protein of 160 amino acids. The record is from RefSeq and is a predicted model, not a curated record. Lineage: Eukaryota; Metazoa; Chordata; Mammalia; Rodentia; Octodontidae. The transcript has 2 exons.